Molecule: messenger RNA, 2004 nt
Organism: Seminavis robusta
Lineage: Eukaryota; Bacillariophyta; Bacillariophyceae; Naviculales; Naviculaceae
Source: the annotation of a GenBank genome assembly
CGAUCUUUUGCCUCAUCCAAUCCAACCAUCACUUCUAGACUACCGUAGAACGACGACAUCAACCACAUUGAACAUGUUGAGAUUGCAGCUACGGCUACUCACCUUCCUCCUGGUGUUGCUAGUAGUAGAGAACCUUGUCUCUGCCUUUACCACUACCCGGCUGGAUAUAUACACGAGUACCAGGCCUUUGUCGUCGACACCAUUGUUGUUUGCCACGAAAAAGAAGAAAAAGAAAAAGAAGAAUGGUAGAACUCCAGGAGGAGCUGGGUUUGGAAGUUCCAUUCCCAAGAAAAAAGCUGAGGCUGUCACGUCCCCGCCACAAUCAACAACUAGUAUGACAACGAAACUCCGCAAAGAACGUCGGCAAAAAUGGAUGGAGGACGAAGAAGAAAUGGCGGUACCCACUACUAGUGCUGCAACUGCCAGGAAAGCACGCCGCCAAAAAUGGAUGGAGGAUAAUGAUGAAGAAGAAAUGGCAGUACAUGUACCCACUACUACUACUAGAACUGCCACUGCCAGAAAAGCAAACCGUCAAAAAUGGAGCGACCGAGAAGCCGAAAAUCGGUAUACACGAGAAUACCACCAACAAUUGGAACUGUCCAAGAAUCCCAAACCUCAACAACUCAUACAACUUUCUCAAGACCCACUCCUCUUUGUGAUUGAUGACUUUAUCGAUCCCGCCGCUUGCCAACGAGUACAAUCGAACGGCGAAGGUUGCUUUUCGUUGAUGUUCCCCGAAUUAAUCGCUGAUUUACUGUUUCAAGGACAAGAAAACGAACUCGAUGGACUCUUGUUCAAUGCCGCCAAUUCGCAGCAACACACAACCAAGCCGGUGUAUCCCGAUGGGCUCCACAUGGAUACCAAUGGACAGUGUCUGUUUCGACACGUCACCUGCAUUUUGUACCUCAAUACCAUUCCUGAGGAGUGCGGAGGCGCCACGGUCUUUCCUUUGGCUCGGGCAUUGCCCAACGAUCCCGCAUUGUUGGCGUCUCAACGAUUGUUGGACGAAAAUAUUAGUCACACCAACAGUCGGGCCGUCCAAGAGGCAGGAUUGACUGCGGAAGCCAACUUGUUGGAAUCCAGGAUUGGAACCAACUACGCGGCCAAUACAGGAGACCAAACCGCCAUCAAAAUCCAACCCAAAGCCGGACGGUUGCUCAUCUUCUUUUCCCGAACCGCCACGGGACACCAAGAUCCACGGGCUUGGCACUCGGGAGAACGCAUAGUCUCGUCGAGGAGUAGUGCUAGGAUCACAGAAAAACGAAUCCUGACGCUCUUCAAGGAAGUCGCAUAUACCGACAAGCCGGGAGAAGCCAAUCCCGGAGUGGCCCAAACCACCUUUGAGGGCUAUUUGGCGCCUCUUAUUCAACAGCAACAACAAUGGCUUCAACGAAAAGCCAACGAGGGGUCGCCUUUGGUGGGCUAUUAUUGAUAUUGAUUGUGACUACACAUAUUCCAACAACACACUCAUAUCCCAAUCCAAGCUGCAGAAGCUCCGCUAGCUUGAUCCAUUCAUUCUUCCUCUUUCAGCCCAACACCAGAAAGUUUCUUCAAAGUCUUCUGGCAUCCAGGGAAAUACCAUCUCACCAAAGAAAAGUGCAGGUUGGGAGUCAUCAUCCAGAGCACUGGUAUGGUAUGCAUGCUCAUAGUCAAAUUCUUUGCCUGUCCUUGCAAGAUCUUGGAAAGCCCGGUGUGUGUGCAGAUUAUUAAGAUGGUACAGGUACGGCACCGUCGUUGGAAGUCAAUUUACUUGGAUCCAAUCUAGCUAGCUAGUGGAACCUUGAUCCAAUCUAGUGGUAACUUCAAAAACUUCAAACUCGGGCACGGAUCGAAGGAACAACGAGCAAGUAACCACUGUUUGCUUGCCAGGUGUUUGGCGGGCCAACGCAGCUGAAAUUUCAUAUUGCGUUUCGUUUCGUGCUACCAAUUGCUUGACCCACCACUAUGAAAUCCCAACUGUCAUUGUAGAAUACUGAUUUAUUGUAGCACCGUUUGCGAUUCUAU